AAAUCCUACAGUUUCGCCCAACUUCAAACCGCAGAAGCUUAAACUCGACGGAAUCCAUCUCGCCGACUUCUACUCUUCGAUUCCUUGCAAUUCGCCACGGCGUCGAUGUCUUCCUCCGUCAGGAUGAUCGGCAAGUCCGCUUCCCAAACUCUUCUUUCGGUUCCAGAGGAUCGAUCAAUCUUUUUUACUCAAUUUUUACUAACGUCUCCCCUUUCCUGUCGUCGGAAUCGAUCGAGACGCAAAGCAGACAUAGCCGUCAACUUCACAGGGGGAUCACUUCAUGAAUCAAAGGAGGCCCUCGCUAUCGCAGAAACUGAUGAUUGGCUACCGCUCAUGUUAUGAAGGACGCCUCUAUUGUACGGUCGGUGUGCAUCCUACUAGAUGUAAGGAAUUUGAAGACAGUGGCGACCCUGACCAAUAUUUCCAGGCGCUUGUGUCUUUAGCUCGGGAGGGCAUUGAGAAAGGCAAGGUUUCAAUUUGGCAUGAUCUCAGUGUAGUUGAAGACAACUGUAUUUGUUCACGUCUUUUCGGUAAAAUGCAGAAUGAGCGAAGUUGGAUGUAUAACAAGAAUUCAAGUAUAAUGCAGAAUGAGGAAGAGGAGGAGGAGGAGGAGGAGGAGGAGGAGGAGGAUAAUCAUAAUGAUGACUUUAAUUUUUGACGAUGGGGUUGGUGAGGCGAACUAAAGGUCCGAGAAAAAAAAGCAAAGGAGAUUUGAAGGGGUGCAAAGCUUUUGGGCAGACGAAGAUGACUUGAUGUAUUUUUAGUUUAUUUACCUCCUUGGAUGGAUGAUGGACUUAUAUAACAUUUGAUUGUUGAACUUUAUAAUAUUUUCUAGAAGCUUGAACAAGAUAGAUCUUGUAAAAUUUGUUGAGAUCUUUAUAUUUGUUGAAUUAUGAGUUGAUCGAGUUCAAUUA
Messenger RNA from Zingiber officinale, 914 nucleotides. RefSeq lists its product as uncharacterized. Gene Ontology annotation, molecular function: 3'-5'-DNA exonuclease activity. The record is from RefSeq and is a predicted model, not a curated record. The transcript has 7 exons. Bases 281 to 658 code for a protein of 125 amino acids. Gene Ontology annotation, cellular component: cytosol. NCBI's taxonomy places the organism in Eukaryota, Viridiplantae, Streptophyta, Magnoliopsida, Zingiberales, Zingiberaceae.